GUUGUCGCGGGAUUGUAACGGGAGUUGUAGUGUUUACAGCGGCGAUCCAACGGGGCGCCUGGGAGGAAAACUUUCUCCAGAGUUUAGUCUUAGAGAAAAGGGAUUCUGCAGCUACCUUGGUCAGGUUCCUCUGGUAAAAGAGAUUUCUGAUCUCAAUGGGACCUGCUGGUGAAAGACAGGUAAAAUAAAAAUAAUCAAUAAUAAAUAAAACAACGCUCCGAGGAUCAUCCAUGGGAUUAGGAGUGACUCCAAACCAGGAAUGCUGCAGUGGCAUCCCAUGCUCUGGAUACAUCUGUGUUUGGGGGCCUCUUGGAGCACCGACUCCAGCUGAAUGUGGGUCGGUCUCAGCGUGAGUGAGCAUCUUUCCUCGCUCUGCCAGCAGCUAGGAUCAGGCCAGGUAGGGGACCUGGAUGUGACUUCACUCCCACUGAGGAUGCUCUGAACUGGGAAGAAUCUUCCAAAGUGUCUGCACACCCCCCCCACACACCUCCCAACGAAAACAUGGCCUCAGCGUCGUCCAGCCCGGGAUCGGCUUCCCCCGGCUCGCAGGUUCACGCCGCAGCUGUCAACGGAGAUAGGAGCGCCCUCGUCAAACUCAUUUCAGCGGAGCCCCUGUUGAGAGACCACGAGGACCAGUUUGGCCGCACCCCGCUGAUGUACUGCGUGCUGGCCGACCGGCUGGACUGCGCCGAGGUUCUGCUGAAGGCCGGAGCCUCGGUCAACAAGACGGACCACAGCCAGCGGAGCGCUCUGCACCUGGCGGCACAGAAGGGCAAUGUGCGUUUCCUGAAGUUGCUCCUGUCCAGGCGGGCCAACUGUCUGCAGAAGGAUUUGGAGGGAAUGACCCCGCUCCACCUGGCCACCCGACACCCGUCUCCCAAAGCCCUCGCCCUGCUGCUCAAACACAUCGGGCCUGGAGAGGUGGACACACAGGACAAGAAUAAGCAAACCGCUCUUCACUGGUCGGCGUUUUAUAACCGGCCGGAGCACGUCCGCCUUCUCAUCAAGCACGAUUCCAACAUCGGCAUCCCGGACAGCGAGGGCAAGAUACCUCUGCACUGGGCGGCGCACAGCCAGGAGGCCAGCGCCACGCAAACCGUGCGCUGCAUACUGGAAGCGGCGCCCACAGAGUCCCUGCUGAACUGGCAGGACUAUGAGGGUCGGACGCCUUUGCACUUUGCCGUCGCCGACGGUAACCAGGCCGUGGUUGAGGUGCUGACGUCUUACGAGGGCUGCAACGUCACCGCUUACGACAACCUGUUCAGGACGCCGCUGCACUGGGCGGCUCUGCUGGGGCAUGCAAAAAUCGUCCAUCUGCUGCUGGAGCGAAACACAUCUGGGACGAUUCCCUCGGACAGCCAAGGAGCGACGCCGCUGCAUUACGGAGCUCAGAGCAACAACGCUGAGACGGUCGGUGUGUUUCUGUCGCACCCGUCUGUGAAAGACGAGCCCGACCUGGAGGGGCGGACGGCCUUCAUGUGGGCCGCCGGGAAGGGCAGCGACGACGUCAUCCGCACCAUGCUCGCCCUCGCCCCUCGAAUCGACAUCAACAUGGCCGACAAGUACGGCGGCACCGCGCUCCACGCCGCCUCCCUGUCAGGCCACGUGAGCACGGUGAGGCUGCUGCUGGAGAAGGGAGCGACGGUCGACUCUCUGGACGUCAUGAAGCACACGCCGCUGUUCCGCGCCUGCGAGAUGGGUUACAAAGAUGUUAUACUCACGCUCAUCAAAGGUUCCGCCUGUGUUGACCUGGUCGAUGUGGACGGUCACACCGCUCUCCACUGGGCGGCCCUGGGGGGGAACGCCGAGGUCUGCCAGAUACUGAUGGAGAACGGGAUUAGUCCCAACGUGCAGGAUCACGCGGGACGCACUCCGUUGCAGUGCGCCGCCUACGGUGGUUACAUCACAUGCAUGGCGGUUCUCAUGGAGAACAAUGCCGACCCAAACAUUCAGGACAAGGAGGGGCGGACGGCGCUCCACUGGUCUUGCAACAACGGGUACCUGGAUGCUGUGAAGCUGCUGCUGGGCUACAACGCCUUCCCCAACCAAAUGGAGCACACCGAGGAGAGAUAUACCCCCCUGGACUACGCUUUGCUGGGGGGCCACAGCGAGGUGACCCAGUUCAUGCUGGAGCAUGGCGCUCUGUCCAUAGCGGCCAUCCAGGACAUCGCCGCCGCCACCAUCCAGGCCGUCUACAAGGGCUACACCGUCCGUAAGGCCUUCAGGGAGAGGAAGCAGCUCCUCAUGCGGCACGAGCAACUGCGCAAGGACGCGGCCAAAAAGAGAGAGGAAGGGCAGCGAAGGAGAGGGGCAGCGCAGCGGGUUCCAGAGGACGGCGCAGACAGACGACGGGUUUCACCGUCGGGAGCGGAGCAGGAGGAGCUCCUCUUAACGAACAUCGUGGAAGGCCUAAACGUGAACGAUUCGACUUUGGACGCGAAGAACCGCGCAAAGAUCAAAGAAGGGAGGCAUAAAGCCCAGAGGAGCAGGUUAUCCAGAAGAAGUAUCGCAGCUGAAAGACAUGCAGCCCCUGAAGCUUUGAGCUGCAGUUCUACUCUGAGCGACCACGCCGCGUCUGAAGCUCCGCAGCACACCAAGCUGAAGAAGCUCCUCUCUCCCGCCGGCUCCAGAGAGCCCCCCAGUCCAAGACCCACACCCCACACAGCGCCCAGAGCUGGGCAACGAUCCUCCUCGGUGGCGUCUGCUGCUUCCACGGCCGUCUCCCCUGCUGACCGAGCUGAGGCGAGACCCGGAGAGGGCAGGAAGAAAGACUCCUCACGCAAGCACAGGAGCCACAAGGAGCCGACCUCAGAGGCAGCUCUCAGAGACCGGGCUCAGCCUCCGUCACUGAGGAGCAGCUCCUCUUCAGAUCCCAAGAGGCUUCGGAGGAGAGCGCAGCCUGAGGUGACCUCAACAGGCACCGAGGAGGAGCGGGUCAGGAGGAAUGAAGCCGCACGUGUCCUCCAGCGAGCGUGGCAAAGGUUCUGUGCACGCAGGAGGAGAGAGGUGAGGGCCUGUGAAGAAGCCGAGCCGAGCAAGUCGAGCUGCACCCACGGAAGGAAGAAAAUGGACAACAGAGCGGCGCCUGGCAAACCUGCGUCGAGUAAAAGCUCCGUGCUGCAGAGCAUCUAUGGUAACUCUAUGGCGCGACGAGGACGCUCGCUGCAGGGCUCUCAGCCCCACCUCCUGCUGGACGCUCCCCUACGCACGCAGAGUCAGCUGGGCGGUCUAGACUUCGUGCACCUGACCGACGCCUUGAGUCAAGCCAAGCAGUUCUCCUACCACCUGAGACCGCAGAGUGCAGGACAGGGGACGAGAGGCCGCGGGAAACACUGAGCUCACUUCCUGUCUGCCAACAGUGCCUUACCAAAAAACAAACUUCAGUUUUUGUUUGGGUUUUUUUUUAUUGGGAUUUUAAGAAAUGGACUUAAUUCACAUUAUUACUUAUUAUGAAGUAAAAGAAAAUGUGCGAUG
Molecule: messenger RNA, 3474 nt
Organism: Fundulus heteroclitus (mummichog)
Lineage: Eukaryota; Metazoa; Chordata; Actinopteri; Cyprinodontiformes; Fundulidae
Gene: invs
Product: inversin
Exons: 21
Coding region: 502-3336 (944 amino acids)
Biological process (GO): protein localization to ciliary inversin compartment
Cellular component (GO): cytoplasm; nucleus; ciliary inversin compartment
Molecular function (GO): protein binding
Source: RefSeq, a predicted model, not a curated record